AUGACUGAGAACAAUUCGCAUAAUGUCUUAAGUGACCUGAAGUAUUAUUCACCAAGUUUAAUACCUUUAAAUGAUAAAUUAAUUGAAACAUUGGAAGAAAUUGAAAUAAAAAGGAAUAAUUUGCUUCUAGGCAAGGAUAUUUAUAACCAGCCAACUACUAAGAUAAAACCAAAAAUACUUUCUCAUCAGAAUAUUACUACAGAAGAUAUUGAUAGGAUUGUAAAUAGUAAGAUUCAGAUGUUACAACAAUUAGCAUUAAAUCAAUCAUCAGCAUUUUCUUUCAGUCAAGAAAAUAUUACUAAGGCUAAUUUACAAGUUAUAGAGAAGACCUUAUUAUUAGACGUUUUUUUGAAUAAUCUAAUAAGAGAAAAAAAUAAUGUAACUCCUGGUAAUGAUUAUAAUUAUGAUUCUAUUAAUGAUAUUACUGAUAGUAUGGCUGGUAUGACACUUAAUAAUGUUAUAGUAAAUGCUGUUGUUAAACAUACUGUUAAGAAAUCGUCUUCAGGUCACAAAUGCUCUAAGUAUGAAAGAUCUGGACAUAAUUUAUGA
Molecule: messenger RNA, 549 nt
Organism: Rhizophagus irregularis DAOM 181602=DAOM 197198
Lineage: Eukaryota; Fungi; Glomeromycota; Glomeromycetes; Glomerales; Glomeraceae
Source: RefSeq, a predicted model, not a curated record